UUUGAUUCUUGAUCCCCCCCUAUUAACCCCCUCCCCCACCCCCACCAACAAGCCCAUGCUGUUGUUUCCUCGUUUAAAGAUUUGUUCCUCAAAAUCCACGCGCUCACUUUGUUGUUGUCUCUUUUCUUGCUUUUUCCAACAUUUGAUUCUUUCUUCACUCCUCAUUAGCUCUUCUCUCAAAGUUGAAACCUUUGUUGGAGUUUCUUCACUCCCCAGAUCUCCUUCUGUAGUUGAAGGAAAAUGGGGUUUAUUUCAAGGAAAUUAUUCCCAGCAUGUGGGAACAUGUGCAUCUGCUGUCCUGCUAUGAGGUCUCGAUCUCGACAACCCGUGAAGCGUUACAAGAAAUUGCUAGCUGAAAUCUUCCCUAAAACCCCAGAUGGCUCGCCUAAUGAUAGGAAAAUAGUGAAAUUAUGCGAAUAUGCAGCAAAAAACCCUUUCAGAAUCCCAAAGAUUGCGAAGUAUCUUGAAGAAAGAUGCCACAAAGAACUGCGAAGUGAGCACAUUAAGUUUAUCAAUGUUAUUGCGGAGGUGUACAAUAAGUUGCUUUGCAUGUGCAAAGAACAAAUGGCAUGUUUUGCUGCUAGCCUUUUAGACAUGGUUGUUGAACUGCUGGAUGACUCUAAGAGAGAUGCUAUCAGGAUUAUUGGUUGCCAGACUCUGACCAGGUUUAUUUACAGUCAGGUAGAUGGAACAUAUACGUAUAACAUAGAAACUUUGGUUCCCAAAGUAUGUUCAUUGGCAAGGGAGACUGGUGAAGAACAUCAGAACUUGAGGGCAUCAAGUUUGCAGUGUCUUUCUGCCAUGGUUUGGUUCAUGGCAGAGUUCUCUCAUAUAUUUGUUGAUUUUGAUGAGAUUGUUCAUGUUACUCUGGAUAACUAUGAGCCUGAAAUCCAUAAUGAAGACUUUGAAAGAGGGGAGGCACACCACAAUUGGGUGGACGAAGUAGUUAGAUCUGAAGGAAGAGCUGUUGGUAGUGAAUAUGGUCCUUGCCACAUAACUAGACCCCGGCCUGAUAAGAAAGAUCCAUCUUUAUUAACAAGAGAAGAAACUGAAACACCAAAAGUGUGGGCUCAAAUAUGUCUGGAAAAGAUGGCUGAUUUGGCCAAAGAGAGCAGUACAAUGCGCCGGGUAUUAGAUCCAAUGUUUGUCCAUUUUGACCAUGGGAGGCACUGGGCUUCCCUACAUGGAUUGGCUGUGAUGGUUCUUUCUGAUAUGAUCUACCUUGUAGAAAGUUCAGGGAAUCAAGAACUGAUUUUAACUGGUGUAAUUCGCCAUUUAGACCACAAAAAUGUGGCACAUGAUCCUCAAAUGAUGUCUUAUGUCAUCCAAACUGCUACUGCUUUGGCUCGACUCAUCAGAUUAGGAGCUAGGCUCUCAGAUGUACGGUUUGUCAGUGACUUGUGCAGAUACUUGCGUAAAAGCCUUCAAGCAACUGUCGAAUCGGUUCAAGAGCAAGAGCUAAACUUCAAUCUUGCACUUCAGACAUCCAUUGAAGAAUGCUUCCUAGAAACUGCAAAAGGGAUUGUUGAUGCACGGCCACUGUUUGAUAUGAUGGCAAUGAUGCUGGAGAAGUUGCCAUCUCUUAAAGUGGUUGCCAGGGCUACAAUGGGGUCCUUGAUCAUUCUUGCUCAUAUGAUCUCAUUGGCAUCUGUCGUUUCACGAUGCCAACAGGUGUUUCCUGAAGAGCUAUUUGUUCAGCUAUUGAAAGUGACAUUGCAUCCGGAUGUCGAAAUUCGUAUUGGAGGACACCACAUCUUUUCUGUUCUCCUAAUUCCAAGUUCGAACCAUAUUAGACAUGACAUAGCCAACCAUACAAGGAAAUGGAAUGCCAAUGGUACAUCUACGUUUGUGUCAAUUACUGCUCUACUUGAGAAGCUUCGGAAGGAAAAGGAUGGAAUUAAGUUGAAGGAAGGGUCUGGUAGUCCAGAUGAUUUAAAGGAGAGGGACAUAGUUGACGAAGAACGGAAUAAGGGUUGGGCCCUAAAGAAUUCUCCAAAAUUUCAAAAUAUUAGUUCUAUGAUUGAUUGCACAGCUGUAUCAGUUGGUAGCUUGAAUGAGGGUGAACCAUACAUUCUGAAGCUAAACAAGGAUCAAAUUGUCCAGUUGCUGUCAGCCCUCUGGACCCAAGCCAACAUGCCAGAUAAUUUACCUGCAAAUACUGAAGCUAUAGCUCAGUCAUUCUGCUUAACGCUUAUUUCUUCACGUGUUAGGAAAACCCACAAUAACUUAAUGGUCCGCUUUUGUCAGCUUCCCCUAUCACUUAUGAAGUUAUCCGUGGACCCUAAUAAUGGGUCGCUACCUCCAGCAUACCAGCGUUCGCUUCUUGUGUUAUCAGCUGCAAUGUUAGCAUUUACAGCGAAGAUUUAUCAGAUAACUGACCUGAAUGUUUUACUCGAAUCAUUACGGGGUUGUGGUGUUGAUCCUUUUCUGGGUAUCAAUGAUGAUUAUCAAGUAUACCUGAAGCCUCAGGCAGAUGUGAGAGCAUAUUGUUCUGCAGCUGAUAAUGAAGCAGCUGUAAUAUCACUAUCAGAAUUGCGGAGCAAAAUUCAUGAGUGCCACGAGAUAAUAAAGGAUAUCUUAGUUAAAAGCUUGUCUAGCAUUGCAGAGGUUGAGGCAGAUGACAUAUUCAAGCAGCUAUCAGAGGAUUUCACUCCUGAUGAUACUUUCAUAUUUUGUCUACAAUCAAUGGUUGACAUGGAUCAUGCCCAAAUAGGAUCACACUCCAGAGAUUCACCUUCAUUUGAUGGGGAUUUUUCUCCAAAUUCAUUUGUAGAGGAUGACAAAGUAAGUGAAUCCUCAAUUGCUGACAUCGCCAGAUUCAUUCCCAAAAUUCCUAUGUCUCCGUCCCCUUCAAUGACUCAUGUUGUGAGCAUUGGACAGCUUCUUGAAUCGGCACUCGAGGUGGCUGGUCAAGUAGCUGGUUCAUCUGUCUCCACUUCACCGCUUCCAUAUGAUACCAUUGCUGGUCAAUGUGAAUCUCUUGGCACUGACACAAGAAAGAAACUCUCCAAUUGGCUAGCUCAUGAAAAUCGCUGUACGAAUGCAGCUGGCAUGGCGUAUCCGGCCUUCCCAACAAAUGGGCCAUCAGCAGUCGCGAAGAUACUUGAAGAAGAGGGACCUGUUAGGGGGCCUCCACUGUCAAAGGAACCAUGGUUAGCACUUAGGCUACCUCCUGCAAGUCCUUUUGAUAACUUCCUUAGAGCAGCUAGAGGUUAGAUGCACGCAACCGGUCUGUUUAGUUGUAAAUGACAAGUAGCUAGUGGUGACUAGUAGGUUUAGCUCAGUCUUUUGCUUAGUUCUAACCGCGGAGCUGCCACGCCUGAAUGUAUUGAGUGCUCUAUGUUAGUCUUUGUGCGACUUAGUUUGCUGAAUCUUUGUUUUAAAGUGCAGUAUUACUAACGCAUUUCUGGCUGUAUCCAGUUCUAACUUAUGUUAUUAUGAAACUGGCUUUAAGACUGCA
This is a messenger RNA of Nicotiana tabacum (common tobacco), 3460 nucleotides long. Its product is annotated as protein SEMI-ROLLED LEAF 2. The record is from RefSeq and is a predicted model, not a curated record. Lineage: Eukaryota; Viridiplantae; Streptophyta; Magnoliopsida; Solanales; Solanaceae.